AUACCACCGUUCUGCAGUGUUCGACCCCUUGUUUCUUUAUUGUCAGUCUACGAUCUUAAGAUAAGUGAUUGUUAUGAUUUGAUGGAAAAAAAUCCGGGGGACACAAGGAACGGUAAAACAUAACUUGCAAUUAUAUUUCAGAUAUUAAAUUUGCUAGCACAUUCACUUGAGAGUGACGUAGAUUAUUUUCUUUUUCCACCAGAAUUUCCUGAAAUAAACAAGUUGUUUAAUCUACUGACUGGAAUGAUGUUGGGUUUGGUUGAAGCACAUGAGACAGCUAGCGAGAGUUAUAAGAAGUCAUUUACUGAAAGAAUCCAGAAAAAAAAACGUCAAACUGGUUUCAUCAUCUGACAGCAUUCUUCCAAUUCCAACAUUUUAUCAAAUUACAACCAGUGAAUACUAUGCCAAGGUCGAUGAAAUGUACAAACUUCUGAGAACACAUAAAUAUAUUCACAAAGAACUUCAGCGACAACAAGAGGAAUUUCAUACUGUAAAUGGAUUUAAAGCCAAGCUGCCAGAUAUACAGUUUGUUAGUUACAAAUUAGCUAUGCAGAUGAUGAAGGAACAACCAUCUGAAGCGUCAAACGAACAACGCAAUAACAAUAACGCCAGAUGUCAAGACAACCAGUUUGGUUUUUUAAUCAACACUUAUGUAAAGACAAAAGACUUGUCAGAGAAAACAAACGAGUGCUUUGUCAAAGUUAAGGAAGGGAUGGUCGUAAAGUUGAAGGUCGCUACAGACAAUUCAGAAGUUGCCUUUGGGUGGUAUAAGACAAACCCAUGGAAUCAAAAGAAAUGGGGAUUCUUUCGCAAAUCUACAGAGAAAAUGAUGUAAACAUAAACAUUAUGAAGAUAUUGACCUUAUUGGUUUAUUUAUAAAUGAUUACACAUUCAAGUUUUCUUCGAUCAUGUUUCAGUAAUGAUGUGGGAGUGAAUCGUGUGUCGGUCUGUGUGAAUGAGUGAGAGAUCCUGUGUUCCAGUUAGUCUCGAUGCACCAGAGUUAUCGUUCUUACAGCAAACAAUAACGACUCUACAUAUAUAUGCAUAUGGAGCGUCUGGAUUAUCGAGACUAUGUUCCAGUGAGAGAGGGAGUGAUUGUGAGAGCAUGUUUGUCUAUGCAAGUUGGAGCGAACAUGUCUGUGUAAGUGGAUCUUGCGAAAGAGUGUGUGUAUUUGUGUGUGUGUGACAUGAGGGAAACGAGAGAGAAUGGGUAGAUGUAUUGUUGUUUGUGUUGUAUGACAGGUUUUAAUAUAUUGUGAGUUUAUAUUAGAUGAUAAUUAAAUAUUUAUUUUGUG
Molecule: messenger RNA, 1295 nt
Organism: Mytilus trossulus (common blue mussel)
Lineage: Eukaryota; Metazoa; Mollusca; Bivalvia; Mytilida; Mytilidae
Exons: 5
Coding region: 269-835 (188 amino acids)
Source: RefSeq, a predicted model, not a curated record